This is a messenger RNA of Menidia menidia (Atlantic silverside), 6414 nucleotides long. Lineage: Eukaryota; Metazoa; Chordata; Actinopteri; Atheriniformes; Atherinopsidae. The record is from the annotation of a GenBank genome assembly.
CCCCUCCUUUACGGCAAAUGGAAUAUGGCGGAUCGUGAGAAAUCCGUAGACGGUCUGGAGCUCAGUAAGGCAUGGCAGGAGGCUGCAGACAGCAGAGCGGAGAUGCUCCGCUACCUGAGGGAGCAAGUACCGCAGAUUUUCUGCCUGAAGAAGGAGGCGAGCCCUCAGGAAGAAGAGGAGGCCAUGCAGAGUCGCCUCCUCCACCCUCUGGAGUGCUUCCUGUUUGGAGAGGCUCCUCAGGAGGGCCUGGCGAAGCUCAAGCAGGGCAGCACCUCCUCCCAGCUCUGUGGACGUGUGUUCAAAGAGGGAGAAACCGUCUACUCCUGCAGGGAUUGUGCAAUAGAUCCAACUUGUGUCCUGUGCAUGGACUGCUUCCAGGAUAGUGUGCAUAAAAGCCACCGUUACAAGAUGCAUGCAUCAUCAGGCGGGGGGUUCUGUGAUUGUGGAGAUGUAGAGGCCUGGAAGAUCGGUCCUUGUUGCUCCAAACACGACCCAGGGGCAGCCACUGCCAUGGACGACUGCGUGCUGGAGCCUGAGCUAUCCCAUCGCGUGGAGAAGCUGUUCCGAAUACUGCUGCGCUACGUCACAGACUUUCUGGUGUGGGAAGAAAGCUUUGAGCUGCCAGCUGAGCUCCAGCCUCGGACAAAAGAAAACGCGUACUACUGUGUACUCUACAAUGAUGAGCAUCACUCGUACGAGCAUGUGAUCUACACCCUGCAGCGCUCUGUUAGCUGUGAUCAGGCCGAGGCACAAACACACACAACUCUUAUUGAUAAAGAGGGUCGCCGGGCAGUAAAAAGAGGCACACUUCGUUCUUGUCAGCAAGCAAAAGAUCUCAUCAGGUCCAACUCCGAGCACAUUUCCCUACAGCCACUCCGUGUGGAGAUCCUUCACGCGACAGUAAUGGCUCAUCAAACUUUUGCACUCCGCCUCGGUUCUUGGUUCCAAAAGAUCAUCGGCUACUCCGCGGGCUUCAGGCAGGUGUUUUGUCAGGUGGCCCUGGAGCCACACAUGGACAGAGAUCGGCCAUGUCUCAUUAGCAGACUCAUGCUGCACGAUGCCAGGAUGUACAAAGGAGCUCGCAAGAUCGUGCACGAACUGAUUUUCUGUAGCAUGCUGAUGGACACUGAAUUCAAGAGGUUAUUUGCCAUUGAGUUUACAAAGUACUACAAGCAGCUUCAGAAGGACUUUAUCAAUGAUGACCAUGAAAGAAGCAUAUCUAUUACAGCUCUAUCUGUUCAGAUCUUCACUGUUCCAACACUUGCCAGACAGCUGAUAGAAGAGGGCAAUGUCAUUAAAGUCAUAGUUGAUACAGUCAUGGAACUGCUGUGCGAGCAUCUUGACGACAACAAUCGUUUCUUGUUCCUGGGCUACAACUCAGACAAGUUCUCACGAAUCCAGGUUAUCUUCCACGACCUCAGAUAUAUUCUGAUCAGUAAACCCUCAGUGUGGACCAACGAGCUGCGGGGGCAGUUUUUAGAAGGAUUCAGAGUAUUUCUUGGGCUUCUUAAAUGCAUGCAGGGUAUGGAGGAAGUGAAGCGGCAGCUUGGUCAACACAUUGCUGUGGAGCCAGAAUGGGAAGCUGGGUUUACUCUCCAGAUCCAGCUCCGACACAUUCUGGCCAUGUUUCAGGACUGGUGUUCAUCUGAUGUUGAGAUUUUGCUGCUAGCAUUCAAGGAAUGCCAUACGGUCCUGAUGCAGUGCAACAACCAGUCCUUUCACAGAGAGGCCACCGACUUCUACAUGUGCAAACACAUUCUACAUGUUCGUCCAUACAAAGUCUCUCAGGAGCCAGUCAGCAUCCACUUGCCCAUCUCCAGGCUUCUGGCUGGGCUGUAUGUGCUUCUGUGUGCAACUGGAGCAAUCGAACGUCUGAAUAAUGCUGAAAGCUAUGACUUCACUCAGCUGACAGAGCACCCCCUGCGCUGUGUGGUGCUGGCUGCACAGGUCACUGCUGAAAUGUGGAGGAGAAAUGGGCUUUCGCUGGUCAGCCAGGUCUACUACUAUCAGGAUGUAAAAUGCAGGUACGAGAUGUACGAUAAGGACAUUGUCAUGCUUCAGAUUGCCGCUUCCAAAAUGGACCCCAAUCACUUCCUCAUGUUGAUCCUGCUGAGAUUUGAGCUCUUUGAACAAUUCAAUGGAAGUUGUUCAAGCAAAGACCAGGAUGAGUUGAUGCAGUGGAACCGAUUGACGGAGGAGAUGCUAUAUCUGCUCAUCGCCAUCACUGGUGAGCGCUAUGUGCCUGGAAUCAGUAAUGUGACCAAAGAGGAUGUGACAAUGAGGGAGGUCAUUCACCUGCUCUGUAUCGAGCCCAUGGCUCAUAGCAGCCUGGUCAAAAGCCUACCAGAGAACGAAAGCCAUGAAACUGGCCUGGAAGCAGUAAUUGCUAAGGUUGCUACAUUCAGAAGGCCGGGUGUGUCGGGACACGGUUUAUAUGAGGUGAAGAAGGACCUACUACAAGAGUUCAACCCUUUCUUCUACCAUUACUCAAGAUCCCAGCAUAGCAAGGCUGAAGAAUCUCAAAAAAAGAGGAGAGUCCUGGAGAGCAAUGACAAAGCUCUGCGUCCCCCGAUGCCUCCAGCCUUUUGCACAGCUUUCUCCAGUAUUGUGCGCCUACUCUGUUGCGAUAUUUUCAUCCACAUCCUGAGGCACAUCUUGCAGAGAGCUGCAGAGGACCGACCCAGUCACUGGUCAGAGGCCAUGAUCCAGAGGACCCUGCACCUGAUUGGCCAGGCAUUGCUGGAAGAGAAAACACAGCUCGAAGAUAGCACUGUUGAGGAAGUGUUCUUUGAUUUUAGCAUAAAGGCCCGUGUUAUUGGCUCAGAACAAGGCAAGUCUGUGUUCCUCUUGAUGUCCAAGAUUAAAGCUUUGCCUUCCCUUGAAGCUCAAAAAGACAUGAUCACAUGGCUUCUACAGAUGUUUGAGAUUGUUAAGUGCCUUAGAGAGAAGUCCAGCCCAACAGUGUCCAUGAACAUGGAAAUGUCCAAGCCAGAAGAGAGCGCUCAGGACAAAGAGAAAGCUGAGCGGAAAAGGAAGGCAGAGGCAGCCAAACUCCACCGACAGAAGAUCAUGGCCCAAAUGUCAGCAAUGCAAAAGAACUUCAUAGAAUCAAACAAGAUGCUGUAUGACAACAUGCCUGAGAGUGGGACACAAGAACCUGUUACCUCUACAGAAAUUUGUGCCAUGGAGGAGAGAGAGCUUUGCAUAGCGAUCGGACCUCACAGAGGGUCCACUCCAGCUGAAAGGGAGAUGCUAACCUGCAUUCUGUGUCAGGAGGAACAGGAGGUGUUACCUCAGGCUCCUGCCAUGGUACUGACCGCAUGUGUCCAAAGAUCCACCGUGCUGACACAGUGCCGGGGGAAGAUACCGGCCAACAGAGCAGAUGGACCAGGCACAUAUCCCCUCUUUAUGCCUCCUGAACUGGCCGUGGGAACCCACACAGGCAGCUGUGGACAUGUCAUGCAUGCAACAUGUUGGCAGAAAUAUUUUGAGGCAGUUCAGAAUACGACCAGAAACAGACUCCAUGCCGAGCUGAUAAUUGAUCUGGAGAACGGAGAAUAUUUGUGUCCUUUGUGCAAGUCUCUCUGCAAUACAGUUAUCCCCCUCAUCCCAUUGGAGCCACUAACAUUUAACUAUGAAAAUGCAGAGAUAAUAGGACAGCAUUUGACACUGCCUCGCUGGAUCCAGAUCUUCUCUGCCAGGAUUAAAGGACUCAAGUCUAUCACUCAGGAUAAUGACUUCAGUGCAGAGGGUGGUGGUGCUGACAGUGGUAGUGGUAUUAGCGGGACCUCUGGGCUCUGUGGCGAAGGCCAGCCAGACUUUAGAUCCAUUCUGAGUUAUGGAGUACAAGAACCGAGAAGGUUUUCAGACAGCAUUGCAGAGAUGCUGGUAGUCUGUGCUACAACUGUCCACAGGGUUGGACUGAAGACUGCACCCAAUGAGCUGUGUCCCCGUGUGCCCCUCAUGGCCUGGAACACAUGUGCCUUCACCAUUCAGGCAAUAGAGAACAUAUUGCAGGAAGAGGACAAACCACUGUUUGGAUCCCUACAAAACAGACAGCUCGCGGGUCUGAGAGCAAUUGUUCAGUUCUCAGCAUCACAGAGACUUAAAAGCUCCCAGACAGUCAUCCAAAGGCACUUCACCGACAUGAUGGGGGUCUUGCUUCCUGUCAUGAGCAGAAAGAGCACACCUUCUCUUCUGGAGGUGGACUUCUUCCAUCUUCUGGUGGGAUUGGUGCUGUCUAUGCCCUCGCUGUAUCAGGAGGAGGCUGUAGACUUGCAGCCAUCUGCUGUGAGCUCUGCCUACAACCACCUUUACAUCCUGCAGCUGGUCACCAUGGCGCACAUGCUGCAGGUCCUCUUGACUUCUACAGAUUUCCCAGCCGUAGACGACGGAGAGGAGACGGAAGAGGCGAGAGCAGCAGCAGAGUUUUACACCACAGUGUCACAACACACUGGAAGGUUGACUCCAGACUUGUCCUGCAACUCUGUAGCACAAAGAGUGAAGACAGGAAUCGAGCCGUUCCUGCGAUGUGCUGCUCUGUUUUUUAAUUGCCUAACAGGAGUUCAUCCACCAGAGGAGCUUUUCAGUACUUCUGUUGCAUCUCAAGGACAAAUUGAGGCACUAUGCAGUUAUUUGGCACUGCCUUCCAACGUGUUCCAGCUCUUCCAGGACAACAGAGAAACUGUUUCUCCACUUCUUCAGAUGUGGUGCGGGAGCCCAGCUAUAACCAAAGCCCUUACAGGCAAAAUCCAGACCAUCAGAUAUCCCAGGAGAAGGAAUCGUCUGAUUAAUCUUCCUGAGGAUUACAGUGUUCUCCUCAACCAAGCCAGCCAUUUUCAAUGUCCAAAAUCUACAGACGAUGAGCGGAAGCAUCCGACUCUGUGCCUGUUUUGUGGGGCAAUGCUGUGCUCGCAGAGCUCCUGCUGUCUCAGCCAGCUGGACGGGGAGGACGUGGGAGCCUGCACCGCACACGCUGCUACCUGUGGGGCCGGAGUGGGAAUGUUCCUGAGGAUAAGAGAGUGUGAAAUAGUACUGAUGGCCAGUAAGACCCGGGGAAGCACAUACCCAGCUCCUUAUUUGGAUGAUUACGGGGAGACCGAUCCUCAUCUAGGAAGGGGCAAUCCUCUGCACCUUUGCCCGGAGCGCUACAGGAAGCUGAACCAACUGUGGCAGCAGCACUGCAUCCUGGAAGAAAUCGCACGCAGCCUGGAGGUGGUCAACGUUAUGUUUGCCUUUGAGUGGCAGAUGUUGUGAUGAUUGUUAAAAAAUAGCAACCUCAGCAUUUAAGCUCUCUACAAUCAAAGCAGGCUCAAUCCCUUCCAGAGGGAACAAAUAACGGAAGGUGGUGGACGAUUAUAUAACCGAAGUCGCCUUGUUUCAGUUUGAUUGUCUGCAGUGAGGAUGAGUUUCUCCUGGAGUGACGCUAUUUCAAAGAAGUUCAUUCAAAUAAGAACAAACAAUAACUACUCUUACAUUUUCCUGGUUUUAGUUUAUGGGUGACACUUUUCAUUAGUGAUAGAAAUUGCUUGCAUUCUGUUUUUGUGUUUAAAAUUGAUGAUUUAUUAUAAGUUCUAAUUGUUCAUUUAUGCUUUUUUUGGGAGGGCACAUACAUGCAGAAAGGUUUGAAAAUAGAUCUAUACAUUUUGAUUUGCCUAUCCAUUGUAAAGACGUCCCAAAUUAAAACCUGCUGCAACCUUAGUCAUGUCUAGACAUAUGUAUGAUGGGUGAAACUUCUAUAGAAUAUACUUUCUAUUAGUUUUGCCACCUGUUUUUUAGCGGCAUAAUUGUUCACCAUGACUCCUGAUCAGCAUGUACUUAACAUCAGCCAUUUUACCACUGUUUUGUUAGAUAUCCACUCAUAUUUAUUGUUAAAAUCCUCAGUGACCUUAAACACUUAAAGAGUAGUCUUAAAAUAUAUCCAACACGAUAUGAAAUUGUGAGAUCCCUUCAAGGAAGUAAAUUGAGCCAAAAAGGAUGCAUGCUUGUAAUAAUUAAAACUAAUGGAAGGAACUGAGGCAGAAUGUUUAUUUAUCAUGUUUAGUUAACUCCCAUAACAUUAAGGUAAUUCAUGAAAUGUAAGAAAUGUACAUUUUUAUUGUCUACAGGAAAAAAGAAAAAAGAACCAGUAUGCCUAUUCAGUUACUCCUCCAGUAUUUGUUGCCAUUUCUGGAAACAUUGUGUCAAUAAACAUUUCCUUCUUUUUUGUGAUGUUUGACAGUUCUCAAUGACUAGGCUUUGGAAAUAAAGACACAAGCCAAUCUACUGACUAUCUGCAUUGUUCCUUGGGUCAGUAUGUAUAUCAGUGUUACAGAUCUACUCAGUGGAACCAGAAGGCUCUUUGCUUUUGGUUAGUUAUUACAUUUAGUCCACUUAGAUUUGACAUAUAUAAGCGUCUGAAAUGUUGAGACAUCU